AUGGAUGGCCUCUCUAUUGCCGGGAGUGUCACCGGCCUAGUCUCUCUUGGCAUUCAAGUGACUCAAACGCUUGUCGACUUCUAUUCAGCGUACAAAGACCAAAACUCAGAUAUCGCCUACGCCUUGAGAAAAUUGUCGAAUCUUGGCGGAGUGCUCGAGAGUCUGCGCGAACAAACCAGCCGCACAUUCCAUGUUGACGAAAAGAAGUUACUGAGCAGCAUUGAAGAUUCGGUGAAUGGCUGCGAGCUACUCAUCAAAGAGCUGCAACAUGAGACAGAGAAAUUCGAGAGAACCGGAAGUACCCAAGUCGCUGCUCGCACAGCUGCUUACAAAGCGACUUAUCCCUUCCGACGAAGCACACUACUUAAGCUAGAGGAAAACAUCGACGAGACCGUGGCUCACCUGUCGCUAGCACUUCAGGUACUAGGGCAGAAACAAAACAGCUCCGUCCAAGACCACAUUGAGGAAACAAAAGAAUUACUGGCGCUGAUUCGCUCCGACCAGUUAUCGUCGACAAUCCGAAAGUGGUUGAAGGCUCCUGAUACAAGUAGCAACUACAACCAAGCUUGCGCGAAAUGCCAUGUAGGAACGGGGCUUUGGUUUGUCAAAGGUGCCAUGUUCGCCUCAUGGCUUACGGACCGCAACUCAUGCAUAUGGCUCACUGGAUUUGCUGGAUGCGGAAAAUCAGUACUUUGUUCUACCGCUAUACGGCACGUCUAUCGACACCGAAGGUCCAGUCAGAAAAUAGGGAUCUCAUUCUUCUUCUUCGCUUUUGAUGACGAUUCCAAGCAAGAUGCCUCAUCUAUGCUUCGUGCACUUAUACUACAACUCUCUAGCCAAUUAAGUGGCGAAAACAAGUCUCUAUCCCACUUACAUGACACCUAUAGCCCUUCGAUCCCUCCUAAUCAAGCCCUCUUAGACUGCUUGCGCCAAACAAUCAAGGCUUUUGAUGAUGUUUAUAUCAUGUUGGACGCACUGGAUGAGAGCCCUCGAGAUAAGCAUCGAAUGGACGUGCUUCAAGCGUUAGUAGAUGUCUUGGAAUGGCAGGAGCCUGGUCUUCAUAUUCUCAUCACGAGUCGUGACGAAAUCGACAUACGUGAGGGGCUGAAUAUUCGACAGUCCCAGGUAUUGCUCUUGAAAAACAAAUCCAUUGACAACGACAUUGCAUCAUUCGUCUCGAAACGGCUCCGGGAUAGCAAAAGGAUUGCUAUUCAAAAGUGGGCAGAGCAUUUUGAUCAGAUAGAAACCGCACUUACGAACGGUGCGAACGGCGUAUUCCGCUGGGUAGAAUGCCAGUUCUCAGCACUCGAGUCUUGCCCCAAGUCCAAACGCCAGCUUGAUCGGCUAUUGACAUCAUUGCCACGAUCCCUAGACAAAACGUAUGAACGAAUGCUUCUCAACAUCGACAAGGAAUGCAUUGAGGACGCAAGGCGUGUCCUGUCCCUAGUGGCCUGCGCCAAAAGACCACUGACGGUUCUAGAAAUAAUUGAAGCUCUCGCAGUAGAGCUUGGUGACGCACCAAAACUGAACCCAGAUGGUAGGCUUCUCGACGGAGAUGAAAUCUUUCGUCUAUGUCCAGGCUUUCUUGAAUUGGUCGCCUCCAGUUACAGGGGAGAGACCACCGUGCGGAUCUCGCAUUUCUCGGUCCAAGAAUACCUCGAGUCGAAGCGAAUGCAUCCAAUAGUAGCAAAGUUCCAAGUACACAGACCAGAUGCUCAUGCUGAGAUAGCCUCGAUCUGUCUGACGUACCUAAUGGACCUCAAAGCAUCAAAUGAUAACAGUUUGACUCAAUAUCCGCUGAGAGAUUACUCCACGGAAGCUUGGCAUCAACAUUAUCGCGAUGCAGACAACAACCUACAUCAGGUCGAGUACCAAGUCCGGAAAUUUUUUCAACUUCCAGCAAGCGUCUCCAAGGCUUGGGCUAGAGACUAUUCAAAAAGUGAGAGGCUGGUUUCCCCUGUGUUUUAUGCCUCCUACCUCGGCCUGACAUCACUUCUAUCGCAUCUGCUUGAAGAACGGCGAUCUAUUUGCUCCGUGUAUCGCAAGACGUUACCGGAAAUUGAUACUUAUAUCAAUGCACACAAUGGGCGACACGGUACAGCGCUGCAGGCAGCAUCAGAACAAGGUCACGAAGCAGCAGUUAGGAUGUUGCUUCGAGAAGGCGCCAAUGUCAACGCCGUCAAUCCACAACAUUCAAUUUACCGUCGUGCCUUUCGCUCCAGGACGGUGUACAUAGCCAGUCUUUACGCAACUGCUUUGGAGGCUGCAUCGGCAGAAGGACAUGAAGAAGUCGUGAGACAACUGCUUAAUCACGGUGCCAGGAUAGACAUCAUGGAACAGAGUGCGUUGUACAUGGCGUCCAAAAAUGGCCAUGAGGCAAUAGUUCAGUUGCUACUACGAAAAGGCAUUGAGGCCGACGCAGCAGGGAGAUUUAGUAAAUCCCCUCUCGAGGCAGCAUCGUCUGGAGGGCACCAAGGGGUAAUGCAGCUACUUCUGGAUCAUGGAGCCAACAUUAACGCAGCAAGCAAGGAUCGGCAAAACAUGAACGGGCAAAGCGCUCUAGGGGCUGCAUCUUCGCGAGGCCUGGAAGCAACGAUCCAAUUCCUUCUCGAAAGAGGGGCCGACGUCAACGCAAACAGAGGAAUAGCAUUAGAGGAGGCGCUAAAGAGGGGUCAUGAGGGUGCUGCCUGGCUCCUUCUCGACAAGGGGGCCAGAAUCGACAUACAAGACCAAAGCGUACUGGCCUUGGCAUCCGAGGGUGGCCACGAAGCGUUAGUUCGUACAUUGCUUGACAAAGGAGUUGAUAUCGAUGGAGAAGAGGGCGAUGGCAGGCCUUUGCAGACCGCUUUGAGAAAGGGCCAUGAAGCAAUCGCAGUAUUGCUUCUUGAAAGGGGGGCCAAUGUCAACGCACAGGGUGAAUAUGAUGCAACCGCGUUGCGAACUGCUGCGGAAAGAGGUAACAAAGGAAUGAUGCAACUACUGCUUGAUAAAGGAGCAAACGUCAAUGCACCAAUCGGUGGGUGGUUCGCCGAAACCACCCUUGACAUAGCGCUGAAGAAGGGAGACCCAGCAAUCAUUCAGCUCCUCCUCGAUAACGGAGUUAAUAUCAAUACUCCCGAUGGGAGUGCCUUGCGGGAGGCAUGUCGUAGGGGCGACAAGGCUCUGGUCAAGUUAUUGAUUGAUAAAGGAGCGCGUAUCAGUGGGAUGGGCGGUUUUACACCGUUGGAGGUGGCGUCAGAACAGGGACACGACGAAAUCGUCCAGCUACUUCUCGACUGUGGAGCUGAUGUCAAUGUAGAAGGCGGUGCCCUGGAUGCAGCAUCAUCACGAGGUCACGAAGCCAUAGUCCGGUUGCUCCUUAGAAAUGGAGCCAAAGUCAACAUUCGAGAUAAAUUACUUCCUGGGGCGCUGUACAUGGCAUCAUACAAGGGCCAUGAGGUAAUAGUCCGGCUUCUCCUUGACGCAGGAGCCGAGAUUAACGCUUUACACUUCUCCGGGAGAACUUCUCUACAUGUAGCAUCGCAAGAAGGUCAUGAAGCAAUAGUUCGGCUACUCCUUGCCCGAGGUAUUGAAAUCAACGCGAAGACUCAACAUGGGGAAACUGCGGUGGGGGAAGCUAUAGCGGGGGGGCACAGAGCCAUAGCUGAACUACUUCUCAGCGAGGGGGCCAACAUCGACCUGAACGAUAAAGACGAUAGGUUAGUAUUGAUAAAUGCAUCACGGCAUGGAUACAAGACAAUUGUUGGAUAUCUCCUUAGCAGCAGGCCUGCUAACAACGCGCAAUUACCUGAUCUGUUGGGUGAUGCCCUGCGCGCAGCAUCGGAGAACGGCCACCAAGAGAUAGUUCAGCAGCUCAUUGAAAAUGGGGCUGAUGCUAAUCUUGAAAGUGGUCUGGAUCGUCUGACUUCCCUGGCCGCUGCUUCAGCAGCCGGCCAUGAAGCAAUAGUCCGACUCCUACUCGACAAUGGAGCUAACAUCAAUCAAGGAAAAGAAACCGCGCUAGAAACAGCAGCAAAAAAGGGCCGCCCGGAAAUAGUCCAGCUCCUCCUCAGCAAAGGGGCUAAGAUUGACACACAAGUGGGAAACAACACUCUCUGCUACGCUUGUUCAAGGGGACACGAAGAAAUAGUCAGGUUACUCCUCGAUAAAGGGGCUGACCUCAAUGCGCGUAGCAAUCGCGAUGGUCGCGGUGCAUUGGACGUAGCACUGGCUGCAGGCCACACUGCAGUAGUUCGGGUACUUAUUGACAGAGGCGUUGAUAUCAAUAUCGGAUAUCCUGCUAUUCGAUCUCCUGAAGAUGGUUACUCGGAGAAGGUUCAGGUGCUCCUAGAUGCGAUUGCAAUAAGAUAUAACCGAUAG
This is a messenger RNA of Clonostachys rhizophaga, 4359 nucleotides long. NCBI's taxonomy places the organism in Eukaryota, Fungi, Ascomycota, Sordariomycetes, Hypocreales, Bionectriaceae. The record is from the annotation of a GenBank genome assembly.